Pezoporus occidentalis (night parrot) is the source of this 3243-nucleotide messenger RNA. It is a transcript of the gene RPS6KA1, whose product is annotated as ribosomal protein S6 kinase A1. Gene Ontology annotation, biological process: intracellular signal transduction; peptidyl-serine phosphorylation; positive regulation of DNA-templated transcription. Gene Ontology annotation, molecular function: ATP binding; magnesium ion binding; protein serine/threonine kinase activity. The transcript is spliced from 21 exons. NCBI's taxonomy places the organism in Eukaryota, Metazoa, Chordata, Aves, Psittaciformes, Psittacidae. The record is from RefSeq and is a predicted model, not a curated record. The coding region runs from base 189 to 2405 and encodes 738 amino acids.
UUUGAAAGCAAAAGCAAAGUCAACCAAAAGCCCCGACCACAAGCGCUGCUGCUGGGGAGUGGGAGCACGAACCCUCGCUCGUCUCCACUGCGCAUCUGCUGGUUGGGCUUUACCCACCUGCAUCAGCUCCAUCCGGCUCCCGGGGGUGGUGGUGAGCGGCGCUGGGCCAUGCUGACGGGGAUGGGAGGAUGGAGAGGGACCCUAAACUGCCUCGCAUCUGCGCCUUCCUCACGCUCUGGCUGCAGAGGAAGCACCGAGCCAAGCCCUGCAGCCUGCAGCUGCCUGCCCCCAGCCAGCUCUCCAGCCCGGGCGAAGGUGUUGUGAAAGAAAUCAACAUCACCCACCAUGUGAAGGAAGGCUCUGAGAAAGCAGAUCCGUCACAGUUUGAGCUCCUGAAGGUGCUGGGACAGGGCUCUUUCGGCAAGGUUUUCUUGGUGAGGAAAAUCACACCGCCAGACAACAACCACCUCUAUGCCAUGAAAGUGCUCAAGAAGGCGACACUGAAAGUGCGCGAUCGACUAAGGACAAAGAUAGAACGGGACAUCCUGGCUGAUGUAAACCAUCCCUUUGUGGUGAAACUCCACUAUGCAUUCCAGACAGAGGGGAAGCUGUACCUCAUCUUGGAUUUCCUCAGAGGAGGUGACCUUUUCACUCGGCUUUCCAAAGAGGUCAUGUUCACCGAGGAGGACGUCAAGUUCUACCUCGCGGAGCUGGCGCUGGGGCUCGACCACUUGCACAGCCUGGGAAUCAUCUACAGGGAUCUCAAACCGGAGAACAUCCUCUUGGAUGAAGAAGGGCACAUCAAACUCACAGAUUUUGGCUUGAGUAAGGAGGCUAUAGACCACGAGAAGAAAGCCUAUUCCUUCUGUGGGACAGUGGAAUAUAUGGCACCAGAAGUUGUGAAUCGCCAGGGCCACUCGCACAGUGCUGACUGGUGGUCGUACGGGGUGUUAAUGUUUGAAAUGCUCACGGGCUCGCUGCCCUUCCAGGGGAAGGAUCGUAAGGAGACGAUGACCCUCAUCCUCAAAGCAAAGCUGGGCAUGCCACAGUUCCUGAGCGCUGAAGCACAGAGCCUCCUGCGAGCCCUGUUCAAAAGGAACCCAGCCAACAGAUUAGGUUCUGGACCAGAUGGAGCAGAAGAGAUCAAGCGCCAUUCUUUCUACUCCACCAUUGACUGGAAUAAGCUGUACCGCAGAGAAAUCAAACCCCCCUUCAAGCCUGCAGUGGGGCAGCCAGAUGACACCUUCUAUUUUGACACAGAAUAUACAUCACGUACACCAAAAGAUUCCCCAGGUGUCCCCCCGAGUGCAGGAGCCCAUCAGCUCUUCCGAGGCUUCAGUUUCGUGGCAACUGGGUUGAUGGAGGAUGUCAAGGUGAAACCAGCCCCGUCACCUCUGCACUCGGUUGUACAGCAACUGCAUGGCAAGAACGUCCAGUUCAGUGAUGGCUACGUGGUGAAGGAAGUGAUCGGCGUCGGCUCCUACUCGGUGUGCAAACGCUGCAUUCAUAAAGCAACCAACAUGGAAUAUGCAGUCAAGGUUAUUGACAAGAGCAAGCGAGACCCUUCUGAGGAAAUAGAAAUCCUCCUGCGAUAUGGGCAGCAUCCAAACAUCAUCACCUUGAAAGAUGUGUACGACGAUGGGAAGUGCGUGUUCCUGGUGACUGAGCUGAUGAGAGGAGGGGAGCUGCUGGAUAAAAUCCUCAGACAGAAGUUUUUCUCAGAGAGGGAAGCCAGCUCCGUCCUGCACACCCUGUGUAAAACAGUGGAGUACCUGCAUUCCCAAGGGGUGGUUCACAGGGACUUGAAACCCAGCAAUAUUCUCUACGUGGAUGAGUCAGGAAACCCCGAAAGCAUCCGCAUUUGUGACUUUGGCUUUGCCAAGCAGCUGAGGGCUGAGAAUGGCCUCCUCAUGACUCCUUGUUAUACAGCAAACUUCGUGGCACCAGAGGUACUAAAACGCCAGGGCUACGAUGAGGGCUGUGACAUCUGGAGCCUGGGAGUGCUCCUCUAUACGAUGCUCGCAGGCUGCACUCCAUUUGUAAAUGAUCCCAGUGACACUCCUGAAGAGAUCCUGAGCCGGAUAGGCAGCGGGGAGUUCUAUACCAGUGGAGGCAACUGGGACACUAUUUCUGACAUGGCCAAGGAUCUGGUAUCAAAGAUGCUUCAUGUAGAUCCUCACCAGCGUCUAACAGCCAAGCAGGUCCUGCAGCACCCGUGGAUAACGCAGAAGGACAGCUUGCCCCAGAGCCAGCUGAAUCACCAGGACCUUCAGCUUGUAAAGGGGGCGAUGGCUGCCACGUACUCUGCACUGAACAGCUCCAAGCCGAGCCCCCAGCUGAAGCCCAUCGAAUCCUCCAUUCUGGCACAGAGGCGGGUGAAGAAACUUCCUUCCACCACACUGUGAGGCUGGGGGGACUGCAGCCAGGCUGUGUGCACCCACCCAAGACUAGGGGCAGGAGGUCGGGUGGCCAAUGCCUACACUGGAGCUCCCUUGAGGACUUGUUCUCCAAAGGCCAAGUGCCUUCCUGUUUCUGAGACUGGGCUCCUCCUUGUGUGGACUGAGAGAACUUCACUGUAAAACUUUUUUGAAGUGUAAAUUGUCAAUUUUUAAAGACAUCCAUCUGUGUAUAUGGGAACUAGAAUGUAUAACUGAUGUCAAGUGGCACUAAAAAGCAGCUCUGAUUCACCCCUCCCUGUGUUGGGCCAGGUAUUUGUUUGUAGCUACAUCAUUUCUUGGAACUGAUCCUUUCCAACACCGUUGUGGCUGGAAGACUGCAUCAAGUUUGGGGUUUAGGCUUUGGGCUUUUUCCUCCCUUGAACCUUUGGAUGCUCUUCCCAAAGUCAACCCUGCAGAUUCCUUGCCAGCAGCACUCAUGUUUGUAAGGGACUUCCCUCCCCUUCCCUUGUGUGUGUUUAAGGUUGAUUUUUCAGACUCCAUUUCUUGUGCUCCCCCUGCCCAGAACCUACUGGGUUUGUUUCAUUCCUCCCCUCUGCCCUCCCAUCUUCAUGUUCUCCCCAUAACUCCCCAGGGAGCUUGUCAUCCAUGCAGAUGGGGAUGAUAGAGGAACCUUCUCCUGAGCAAAGCCGAGGCUUUGGGCUGCUCUGGCCACUGCUUUUGCCAUCUUUGGGUUUCUUUUCCUUCAGCAGGAACCUCUGAAACAAAGCACCCUUUUUUACUUUAACUUGGUUCUACAGCUCAGGGUUUCUUUCUGAAUCCUACAAUAAACAUGUCAUUCAGUUGA